Raphanus sativus (radish) is the source of this 2302-nucleotide messenger RNA. RefSeq lists its product as uncharacterized. Gene Ontology annotation, cellular component: nuclear pore. Bases 273 to 2045 code for a protein of 590 amino acids. Lineage: Eukaryota; Viridiplantae; Streptophyta; Magnoliopsida; Brassicales; Brassicaceae. The record is from RefSeq and is a predicted model, not a curated record. The transcript is spliced from 8 exons.
GUAAAAUUUCCAUUUUCUUUUUUUAUGUUUCCUCUGUUUCGAUAUUAUGCACUAUACAUUCUUCUUGUUUCUUUCUGAAACAUGAUUAUACUUCUGUGAAGGGUUAAUCAAAAUCUAUAUGAUGAAAAUCAUUCUUGUGAUCAUUCACUAGAUAUAAAGUGGAUGCACUCAUUUCUAUAAACAACUAGGAACUUACUCUUUAACUUGGAAGUUGUUAAGUAACUGCUGCAUUUGACUGCCCUGGAGAAAAAAGCUGAAGAGAGUUUUGUGAUAUGAUGAAGGGAAGAACAUCUAACACUGUGCCGUCGAAUCGGUCUACAAAGAAUGGGAGAAGAGAUCAAAAGCCACAGAAGAAGAGUGGUGCUAAAAUAUCUUCAGAGCAAGAAAGACUCAGGCCUUUGGAAGCCAAGGAAGAAUCAAAGGAUGAUGCAGUGGAUGGGUCUUCAGAGAGUCAUCAAGAGUCUGAGUCUAGUGAAGUCUCUGAGAAACAAGAGAGUGUGAAGGGCUUGGUGAAAGAUGUUGAUGAUGAUGACGAUAAGAGAGCGGAUCAUUUGGUAGAAGAAGUUCAAGAAGAUCCUUCAGACAAUGACAUUGGUAGUGGAAGUGAGAAGGAGGCAAGUGAAGAUGAAGAAGCAUUGAAACAAAAAGUUGAGAGUCUGGAGACAAGAAUUGAGAAACUUGAACAUGAGCUAAGAGAAGUUGCAUCCCUCGAGAUUUCUCUAUAUUCGGUUGUACCAGACCACUGUAGCUCAGCUCACAAGCUUCACACUCCUGCUAGAAGAGUUUCAAGACUCUACAUCCAUGCUUGUAAACAUUGGAGUCAAGAAAAGCAAGCAACCGUCGCUAGAAACACAGUCUCUGGUCUCAUUUUCGCUGCUAAAUCUUGCGGAAAUGAUGUUUCAAGAUUGACGUUCUGGUUAUCAAACGUAGUUACUCUGAGAGAGAUCACUUCACAUGCGUUUGGGAGUGAGCAUACUGGUUCAGAGAAGCUGAAAAGGACUAAUGGUUUCAAGCUAGACUGGCAUGAACCAGAAACUUUCACUGCAGCGUUAGAGAAAGUUGAGUCCUGGAUUUUCACUAGAGUAGUUGAAUCUGUUUGGUGGCAGGUCUUCACUCCUCAUAUGCAACCUAAAAUGAAUGAGAAACUAAUGGGAGAUCAAGAGAAAGGAAGCUUUUCAAUUAGCCUAUGGCAAAAUGCUUUCAAAGUUGCACUAUCACGUCUCUGUCCUACGCGAGGAGAAGGACAUGAGUGUGGUUGUUUACCUAUCUUGUCUAAAAUGGUAAUGGAGAAGUGUAUAGCUAGAGUUGAUGUAGCCAUGUUCAACGCUAUACUCCGUGAAUCAGAACACCAGAUUCCCACAGAUCCUGUCUCUGAUCCUAUUCUUGAUUCUAAAGUUCUGCCUAUAACCGCUGGAGACUUAAGCUUUGGAUCCGGGGCACAGCUUAAAAACGCGAUUGGAAACUGGUGUAGAUGCCUCGCUGAAGACUCUGCAGAAGAAGAUGAGAAGUACUUCAGCUUGUUGAACCAACUUAGCGAUCUACUUAUGCUCCCUAAAGACAUGCUUAUGGACUUAUCCGUUAGAGAAGAGGUAUGUCCAUCGAUCAGCCUUCCACUGAUCAAAAGAAUACUCUGCAACUUUACACCUGAUGAGUUUUGUCCUGAUCAUGUCCCUGGAGCUGUCUUAGAAGAACUUAACACCGACAAUAUUUCGGAUCAGAAGUUAUCAGGAGUUACCUUCCCUUAUGCAGCUUCACCUCUUACAUACAUUCCUCCAUCAUCAACCAAUGUAGCAGAGAAAAUUUCAGAGGUAGGAGGAGACAUCUCUAGAAUGUCUAGAAAUGUCUCUGUGAUACAAAGAAAAGGAUACACGAGCGACGAGGAGCUUGAUGAACUGGAUUCUCCUCUUACGUUUGUUAUUGAAAAAGUGUAUGCAUCACUAAGUUCAGGAUACAAUGGGAAGGUGAAGCAGAAAGAUGAGGAGCAAGUAGGUGAAGUGGUGGCGAAUGUACGAUAUGAGCUUCUUAGGGAAGUGUGGUCUAUGUGAGUGAUCUGAAGCCAAACAUGUUGGGACUUUAAGCUCUUGCUACUACUGAAACAACCAAGUCUUGUCGAAGUUAUUAUAUAUAGCUGUAAGGAUUUUACUGAAUAUGUUGUUAGAGAAAAAAAGCUGUAUUUAGCGUCUUAAGAGGCAAUAAAAAUCUUUUUAACAACAGUCUCACAAGAGACACCAAUAAGUAGAUGGAAAAUUAUUGGAGGAGAAAGACUGAACAAAAUCUUUUGUAUAACUUUUUAAAGUUUCCA